Molecule: messenger RNA, 861 nt
Organism: Aspergillus aculeatinus CBS 121060
Lineage: Eukaryota; Fungi; Ascomycota; Eurotiomycetes; Eurotiales; Aspergillaceae
Product: SGNH/GDSL hydrolase family protein
Exons: 5
Coding region: 1-861 (286 amino acids)
Molecular function (GO): hydrolase activity, acting on ester bonds
Source: RefSeq, a predicted model, not a curated record
AUGCUGGCCACGGCUCGAGCCGGGCCAUCGCCUCGCGCGGGGCCGACCAGUCCGACUUAUUUCUUCACUUUUGGCGACUCCUACUCCCAGACCGGGUUCAGUGCCUCGGGGACUCAACCGUCUGCUGCGGCGCCGAUGGGGAAUCCGGAUUUGGGCAUCGGCACCACCACCAACGGCCCCAACUACAUCGGCUACCUGACCACGCAGGAGAACGCCUCCCUCGUGCUCAACUACAACCUCGCCGCCGGCGGCGCCACCAUCGACAACGCCCUCGUCCCCGCCUACCCGGGCGACCUCGCCGCCCAGCUCCGGCUUUUCCAGGCCGUCUACAGCGACAAGCCGGCCAGUGCGCCGUGGACCUCGCGCGACGCGGUGUUUGGGAUCUGGAUCGGGAUCAAUGACAUCGGCAACGCCUACGCCUCCACCGACGCAGCAAGCUACACCCCGCGCCUCAUCGCGCGCCUCAAGCAGCAAGUCGCCCAGAUCUAUGCGGCCGGCGGCCGCAGGUUUUUGUUCCUGAAUGUCCCGCCCACGAGCCGCAGUCCUUUGUUUUUGGAGCAGGGGAACGCCACCGUUGCGCGGCAUGCGGCGUAUCUGGCGACGUUUAAUCGGAAUCUGGAGGCGAUGGUGCAGGGGUUGCGGGGGGAGUUUGGGGGGGUGACGACCGUGUUCUACGACGCGUGGUCGUUCAUGACCAAGGUCCUGGACGAUCCGACGGCGUAUGGGUUCCCGGAUGCGACGUGCAUCAAUGAUGAUGGGGUGAGCUGUGUGUGGUGGAAUAAUUAUCAUCCGGGGAUGAAGUAUCAUUUGCUGCAGGCGGAGGAUAUGAAGAAGUAUUUGGGGGUUCUUGGGGGGUGGUAG